AUGGCGCCCAUAGACAUUGACGACGCCCUCUCCAAGCUCGACGUGAGCGAAAAGGUCGAGCUGCUCUCUGGCAUCGACUUCUGGCACACCAAACCCAUCCCCCGCCUUGGCAUCCCCUCGAUCCGCACCUCGGACGGCCCCAAUGGCGUGCGCGGCACCCGCUUCUUCAACGGCGUCCCCGCCGCCUGCUUCCCGUGCGGCACCGCCCUCGCCGCCACCUGGGACCUGGGGCUCAUCGAGGCGGGCGGGACGCUCAUGGGCCGCGAAGCCAUAGCCAAAGGCGCGCACGUCAUCCUCGGCCCGACGACCAACAUGCAGCGGUCCCCGCUCGGCGGCCGCGGCUUCGAGUCCUUCAGCGAGGACCCGCACCUCGCGGGCAUGAUGAGCGCCGCCACGGUGAGGGGCAUCCAGGAGACGGGCGUGGCCGCCACCAUCAAGCAUUUUGUGUGCAACGACCAGGAGCACGAGCGGCAGGCGGUGGAUUCCAUCGUGACGGAGAGAGCUCUGAGGGAGAUUUAUCUGAUGCCGUUUCAAAUUGCCCAGAGGGACGCGAAGCCCGCGGCGUAUAUGACGGCGUACAAUAGGGUCAAUGGCUGUCAUAUGAGCGAUAACAAGGAGAUUCUGCAGGGCAUUUUGAGGGAUGAGUGGGGGUUUGAGGGCAUGGUUAUGAGCGAUUGGUUCGGCACCUACACGUCGGCCGACUCGGUCAACGCAGGUCUCGACCUCGAAAUGCCCGGCCCGCCCCGUGUACGCGGCAAGCAAACCCUCAUCGCCCACAGCGUGCGCAGCAUCAGCGACGAGACCAUCGACGCCCGGGUGCGCAAAGUCCUCGAGCUCGUCAACCGCGUCGACAAGCUCAACAUCCCGGAAAACGCGCCCGAGAAGACCAUCGACACGCCCGAGACGGCGGCGGCGUUGCGCCGUCUGGGCGCCGCCAGCAUCGUGCUGAUGAAGAACGAGAACGGCGUCCUCCCCUUCAGGAAGGACAAGUCCCUCGCCGUCAUCGGGCCCAAUGCGAAGAUGGCCGCGUACGCGGGCGGCGGGUCGGCGAACUUGCUUCCCUACUACGCCGUCACGCCCUACGAUGGAAUCCGCGCGCAGAAGGAAGACGUGAAGUACGCGCUGGGCGCCGUGGGCUACCGGAGCCUGCCGGUGCUGAGCCAUCUGACCAAGACGAAGAAGGACGGCAAUCCCGGGCUGACGGCCAAGUUCUUCACCGCGCCGCCGACGGACGCUGGGCGGAAGCCUGUGGACGAAGUCGCGGUCGAGGCGUCGGAUAUCCUGCUGUCCGACUACAAGCACCCGGCCAUCACGAGCGACACCUUCUGGAUGGACCUGGAGGGCACGCUGACGCCCGAGACGAGCGGGGAGUACAUCUUCGGGGUGUCGGUAUGCGGCACGGCCAAGCUGUUCGUCGGCGGCGAGCUGGUCGUCGACAACACGGAGAACCAGCGCCAGGGCGACACCUUCUUCGGCUCGGGCACGGUCGAGGAGACGGGCACGAUGAAGCUCGAGGCCGGCAAGACGUACGACGUGUACCUGCAGUUCGGCUCGAGCACGACGUCCAACAUGAAGACGCCCGGCGCCACCGUCAUGGCGGGCGGCGGCGUGCGCGUCGGCGGCACCCUCGUCACCGAGCCGCAGGCUGAGAUUGACAAGGCCGUCCAGCUGGCAAAGGAGGUGGACCAGGUCGUCAUCAUUGCCGGCCUCAACGGCGACUGGGAAUCCGAAGGCUACGACCGGCGCCACAUGUCCCUCCCGGGCCACACCGACGCCCUCAUCGCCGCCGUCUGCGCCGCCAACCCCAGCACCGCCAUCGUCCUCCAAUCCGGCACGCCCGUCGCCAUGCCCUGGCUCGACGCCGCGCCCGCCCUCCUGCACGCGUGGUACGGCGGCAACGAGACGGGCAACGCCAUCGCCGACGUCGUCUUCGGCGGCGCCAACCCCUCGGCCAAGCUCCCCCUCACCUUCCCCGUCCGCAACGAGGACAACCCGGCCUUCCUCAACUACCGCUCCGACCGCGGCCGCGCCCUCUACGGCGAGGACGUCUACGUCGGCUACCGCUUCUACGACAAGACCCGCCGCGCCGUCCUCUUCCCCUUCGGCCACGGCCUGUCAUACACCUCCUUCGCCUUCGCCCCGCACUCCCUCCACAUCGACGACCCCGCCGACCCCGCCGACCCCACCAACGCCACCAUCACCCUCUCCAUCACCGUCCGCAACACCGGCCCCGUCCCCGGCGCCCAAGUCGUCCAAGUCUUCGUCGCCCCGCGAUCAUCAACCUCGACGAUCGGCCGCCCCGUCAAGGAGCUCAAAGGCUUCGCCAAGACGUCGUCCCUGCCGCCCGGUGCCGAGGAGCGCGUCGCGGUGCAGAUGCGCAAGAAGUACGCGGCGGCCUAUUGGGACGAGCUGCGGCGGGCGUGGUGCGUCGAGAGGGGGGUGUAUGACGUGUUGGUUGGGGAUAUCAGCGGCGGCGGUGGUGGUGGUGGUGGGGAUGGGGAGGAGGUUAGGGGUGAGUUUGAGGUGGGGGAGACGUUUUGGUGGAGGGGGCUUUGA
This is a messenger RNA of Diplodia corticola, 2556 nucleotides long. Its product is annotated as beta-glucosidase. Gene Ontology annotation, biological process: glucan catabolic process. Bases 1 to 2556 code for a protein of 851 amino acids. The transcript has 4 exons. NCBI's taxonomy places the organism in Eukaryota, Fungi, Ascomycota, Dothideomycetes, Botryosphaeriales, Botryosphaeriaceae. The record is from RefSeq and is a predicted model, not a curated record. Gene Ontology annotation, molecular function: beta-glucosidase activity.